Drosophila innubila is the source of this 561-nucleotide messenger RNA. RefSeq lists its product as uncharacterized. The record is from RefSeq and is a predicted model, not a curated record. The coding region runs from base 49 to 414 and encodes 121 amino acids. Lineage: Eukaryota; Metazoa; Arthropoda; Insecta; Diptera; Drosophilidae. The transcript is spliced from 4 exons. Gene Ontology annotation, molecular function: zinc ion binding.
AAACGUAUCCGAAAGCUAAAAUACCCUGUAGUGACAGAUGCAGUGGAAAUGGAACCGACGAUGUCACCUCUCCUUUGGCAACGCCAGAGAGAUAGUAACAUCUUGGGUCCUAAGUCGGUCAUGGCCACUUGUCGCUCAUGUAUCACGCGUCAUCAGACCAAAGUGAAAUAUAAACACACUAAAAAGACGCAUUUAAUGGCAUUGGGAAUUUGUCUAUUGAGUGGCAUCUUUAGCUUUUCAAUUCCAUACUAUCUGAAUCUUGAGGCAGGAACCAUAACUCAUUUGUUGGCAUUGAUCAUUUACAUCAUAGGUGCCUUCUGUAGCUGUUGCAUUCCCUACUAUUUGAACUCCAGUGAAAGUGUCACACAUUACUGUCCUGCUUGUGGCGCCUUCAUCGGCACCUAUAUAAACUGAAAAUUAAACAAACCAAGAAUUAAUUAACUUCUUAAGUUUUAUACAAGUCAAUUCGUAAUGCCAAUUUUUUUAACAGACAAUCUUAAAGAAAUCUUAUAGCCAGGGACUGUUAUAAUUAUAAGUUUUAUUAAAAAUCUCAAAAAAUAA